AACCUUGCAUUUUUUAAUCACAAUCGUUUUCAUUGUACACGAAUUUAAAAAAUAACAAUUCGAAUGUAAUUGUUUAAAACGGAGGUAAAAAUGAGUUCCGAACUAAUUGCUCAGCUGGAAUCUGCAGCCGGUGUCAUACUGGCACCCCCAAAUCUGGUAAAUAAUGAGCAGAGACACGCAGCGGAAACCAUAUUUUUGAAUUUCAGAAAAACGAAAUCACCCUACGCAAUUUGCCGAGAAAUUUUAGAGAAAUCUCAAAAUGAAUAUGUGCUUUUUGAAGCUGCAGAAGUAAUUCGUGGUGCCAUUAUCAGAGAAUGGUCCUUUUUAAUGGAAGAGGAUAAAGCCUCAUUGAGACAAUACUUAUUUCAAUAUAUUACUAAUAGAAGUGUUCCUGCAUUUGUACAAAAUCGAAUUUUGCAAACCAUAGCCAUCAUAGUGAAGAGAUACAGUGUUGAUGAUGGUGGCAGAUGUAGAAGCUCAGUACUACAAGACAUUGAAAAUCUCAUUGUUAAUGCUGAUCAAGAUAAGAAAAUGCUGGGCUGCAGUUUAAUAAGAAAUCUCCUUCAAGAAUACUCAAUUACUCUGAAUUCUACUGAUGUUGGGCUCCCUUUUGAGGUUCAUAUGAAGGCAAAAAAAGAGUUUGAAGCCCAAGAUCUGAAAAGGAUUUUUCAGUUUUGUGUGUAUCUCUUAUCUGAGGUGGUGAAAGCCAAUCCUCCAUAUCCCAAUAAUGUAGAACAGCUAACAAAUCAGGUGUUAAUAAUCACUGAAACCGUGCUUCAAUGGGGCUUCAUUUCCCGUGGGUUCCCGAAACGUAUCGUCAGCCUUUACGAGCGAGUACUGCAGUCCGAGCAACCGCCACAUCUAAAACUGGAAAAACAUUGGGCGGACGUUAUCUUCAAUCCCGACUUGCUGCCAUUAAUGUUCCAGGUGUUUUGGAAGGUGCGUGACAUCGAUGAGCUCUCCCAUCACGCACUCGCUUGUCUCGUCCAGUUGUCUACGCUCAGUGGACCUGUUGUGUCCUGCGACAACGACGCCGUCAAAUAUUUGCAGAAUUUUCUGGUCAAUUUUUUGAAAUUGCUGUCUAAUGUAACGAUUCGUAAAAAAGAAUCGUUGGGAAUGGCCAACAUCGUUUACAAAUUGAACUAUUACGGGGAUAACGAAAUGUCUAAGUUGCCCAAAGAAAUAUCUGACACUGCUUACGACGAAUUCACACGUUUAACGUGUACAUUUUUAGAAGAAGCUUGUAAAGAGGAUGCGGAGGGAGACGAUGAAAAAUUUUUCACGGACGCUUUCACUACCAUCUUGAGCUCGUGGGACAACCUGCUGCAUCGGUGGGGUACCGGCGGCCCUUGUGCAAUCACCAUAUUCAACAAGUACGUACAGAUGCACUUGUCACCACCAGACGGGGCGCGCCGUCCGUACUGCGACGACGCAGACAUCGAGGAGGGUGAGGACAACGACCGCAUCCGCUAUCGCGACCAACUGCAAAUUCUCGGUCAGAUUGCCCGAAGUGUGCCGGAUCACUCUCUGACGGUCAUCUGCAAUUUGUUGCAGACCACAACGAAUAAGUUGGUGAAUCACGUGCAAGCGAUGCAAAGCCGACCGAUGACUAUUGCAGAGGCCACCGCCCUGAAUAACCUAUUCGAAGAUCUGCACUGGGCGCUGCUCGUUGCCGGCCAUACGUUGUGCGUGGACACCCAAGGCGAAUAUCCUCAGAUGCCGUCCGAGAUUGUCGCACAUUCGGCCCACGAGUACCAGAUUGGUAAGACCACCAAGGAGGCUACCUUUCACACCCUCGCGGCCAUCGAAGCGAAAUCCGGCACGGCGCCCGACGAUUUCGACAAGUGUGACUCGGUGUUUAGGAUUAUAUUUCUUGUGAUGAAGCUUUCAAACAUUGAGGAGUAUGCUAUAACCAAUAAUUUGGGUCACUUUAUGAGCCCGGAAUUGGCGUCCACGUUAAUGUGGUUUUUUAAGAGCUGGUGUAUCAGUUAUCUGCAUCCCAAAAACGUUAAAUAUUCUGGAGGAGGCAGCCCCAUUUUACAGGAGAUAUUUGAGUCUGACAACAAGUAUACUAUGGUAUUUUUUAAUAUGUUGAUCUCUAAGGUUUUAUCAAACCUUUAUUUUUACGAAUCUGAACCGAUAUUAAUGAGAGAUGCCGCAGACUUGUUUUGCGUAAUAGUUUCUGUGAAAGAAAGUGGAGCUGGAAAAUCGGAAGGAAUGCGAAACCUAAUCCGUUGGCAACAGGAAUUGCGUAUUGCAUCUUUACCACCGGGUAUUUUGAAGAACGUUAUGAAAGGUCUAGUAUGGGCUGGAGCCACCAUAAUUAAUCAGCAGGAAAAAAUCAAUUACUGCGACGUAAUUAUCACUCCUGUUCAGAACAAACUAAAAGGGUUCCUGCAAAAGGAAAAUCUUCAACGCAUUUAUCACAACGAAGAUGUUCAGAAAGAGUUUAUUGAUAUUUUGGAGUUAAUGACUGGAAUUGUGUUAGGUGUCAAGAGAGAAACUGUUGAAAUCGUUAUGCAGGUCUUAGGGCCAAUGUUGAUGGAGAUACCUGUGUUCAUUAGAGUAUACAGCAACUAUCAGUUAAUUGUACAAUUAAUAUUAGAGUUGUUUUGUGAAAGUGCUAAGAAUAUGCUGGUUUAUUUGAGCCCUGGCGAAACGAAAACGUUAUAUGACUGUACCCUGCAAAUUGUUCAGCAUUAUUCCAAGUGUAAUGUAAAUCGUUUCACGUCCGAAACAUGCGCAGAAGAGAACAGCUUACAAGAUUUAUCUCUGUUACUGGACCUGUUGACCUAUACAUUGUCAAAAGACUGCCUAGAUCUAUACAGUAUUAACGAAUACGAAGACACAAUGAUGUGCGCCUCAGAUGUUGCGUUGAUGGGUCUGAAUUUCCUGAUGCCUCUGAUGACAAUGGACCUGUUGAAGUAUCCAGCCUUGUGUGCGCAGUAUUACAGGCUACUUGUAUUAAUAAAUGACAUAUUUCCAGAGAAGAUAGUUGCUCUCCCACAGAACAUGCGAACCACUUUACUACAGUCCAUUGAGUUGGGUCUUACCUCUUUUGGGCAAGACACUUGUCAACAUUGUUUAGAGUUCCUUGAAGGUCUGGCAUUGCAUGUAUUCAAACAAAAACUAGCCAAUACCGAGUUUGGCGAGGCAAUAAAAGUGUUUUUGAAAUUAAUAUUAGAUUUAGCGCUUUCGAAUCAAAUAUGCGCUGAUCUUAUGUCCCAUGCUGGUGUAAUUAUUUAUGAACUGAUGUGCAGUUUCCAAGGAGAGUAUGAAAUGUUGGUAAAUGGUUUAAUACAUAUGCAGGCUGAUUCACUUAUUGCCAACAGACUGGCAACUGCUUUUAAUAACUUGACAAUUAACAUUGUAAUGAACUGUGAACGACAAAUGAAAACUAAGUUUAAAGAAAACUUUGAAAAAUUCAUUGCAAAUGUGCACGGAUUUUUAAUAAUCAAGUAAAUACUGUUAUAGGUGCUAUAAUUAUCAAAAAAGAAAAUAACUUAUUUUUGAUACAUCAUUGAUUUUAUCUUGUGAUAUUCACAGAAUUGUAUUAAAUAUGUAUUAUAUGUGCAACAUUUUUGUUUGAUGUGUGUUCAAAAAUGGACAUAAUGAAAUUUCUUGUCUUAAGUUGACUUGUUUUAUUUAAUUUUUAAAUGUUAGUGUUAACAUUAAAGCUAUUUUUAUAUGCAAUGUAAGACUAUUUAUUAAAAUAAAUGAUUUAAAAAAAUACUGCUUUAUUUCCAGAUGUAGUCCAU
Messenger RNA from Aethina tumida (small hive beetle), 3758 nucleotides. Its product is annotated as exportin-4. Lineage: Eukaryota; Metazoa; Arthropoda; Insecta; Coleoptera; Nitidulidae. Gene Ontology annotation, cellular component: nuclear pore; cytoplasm. Gene Ontology annotation, molecular function: small GTPase binding; nuclear export signal receptor activity. Bases 91 to 3462 code for a protein of 1123 amino acids. Gene Ontology annotation, biological process: protein export from nucleus. The record is from RefSeq and is a predicted model, not a curated record. The transcript is spliced from 11 exons.